AACAACCGCUCCACCACUCCACCGAGUUCCCUUUGCCAUUGAGCAGUACCAACACAAAUGGCACUCGACAUCCUCGAUCUCGUCAUUGUAUGCGUCGUAGGUCUCGCCACCCUCGCGUACUUCACCAAAGGCACGCUCUGGGCAAAACCCAAGGCGGCCAAGACAUACGGUAAUGGCACAGCCGCGACUCCAUAUGCGGGCGGUGCGAAGAAGGCGAAGAGAACGAGGAAUAUCGUGGAGAAGAUGGAGCAGUCUGACAAGAACGUCGUCGUCUUCUACGGCUCCCAAACCGGAACCGCGGAGGAUUAUGCGUCUAGGUUGGCGAAAGAGGGACAUGCGCGCUUCGGACUGAAGACCAUGACUGCCGACUUGGAGGAUUAUGAUAUCGAGUACCUUGACACUUUCCCGGAGGAGAAGUUGGCGAUUUUCGUGUUGGCGACGUAUGGGGAGGGCGAGCCGACUGAUAACGCGGUGGAGUUUUAUAAUUUCGUGAGGGAUGAGAGCUCUGCUUUCUCCGAGGGUGGGUCAGCAGACGAAAAGCCUUUGCAGAAGAUGAAAUAUGUUGCGUUUGGGUUGGGGAAUAGGACGUAUGAGCAUUACAACGCCAUGGUCCGUCAAGUCGACGAGGCUCUCACCCGUCUUGGAGCCAAGCGUAUCGGUAUGGCUGGAGAGGGUGAUGAUGGUGAUGGUACCAUGGAAGAGGACUUUCUCGGGUGGAAAGAUGGGAUGUGGGAGGCCGUCGCCGCUGAGCUUGGGUUGGAGGAGCAUGAGGCGUUGUAUGAGCCCACUCUGCAGGUCACUGAGCAGCCUACAUUGAGUGUCGCUGACGAUACCGUUUAUGUCGGUGAGCCUAGCAAGCAUCAUUUGGGUUCGAAGCAUGUUGGACCGUAUAAUGCGCACAACCCCUACGUGGCUGCUAUCACGACUUCGAAGGAGUUGUUCAAGACGAAGGAUAGGAACUGUUUGCAUAUGGAGAUUGACUUGGGUGAGUCGGGGUUGAAGUACACUACUGGUGACCAUAUCGCCGUGUGGCCUACCAAUGCUGAUCAGGAGGUCGAUCGUUUCUUGGCUGUACUUGGAUUGACUGAGAGGCGUCACACCGUUAUCUCCGUGACUGCUUUGGACUCUACCACCAAGAUCCCUCUCCCGUCUCCUUCUACCUACGACGCUAUCCCGAGAUAUUACCUUGAGAUCUGCGCACCUGUCUCUCGUCAGUUCUUGUCUACCCUCGCUCAGUUCGCUCCCACCGAACAGGCAAAGGCUGCUCUCGUCAAGCUUGGAUCCGACAAGGAGUACUUCAAAUCUCGUGUCGCUGACCGUUACUGCAACAUUGCUCAGGUUAUGGAGAUGGUCGCUCGUGGCCACACUUGGGCCAGCGUUCCCUUCUCCCUCUGGAUCGAGAACUUGGUUCAUCUCCAGCCUCGAUUCUACUCUAUCUCCUCUUCUUCUUUGCUUUCUCCUCGCACAAUCAGCAUCACUGCAGUCGUGGAGCGCAAGGCUCCUAUGAGUGUUUCGGGUCCUGACCACGAGAGUAUGUUACACGGUGUCACGACCAACUACCUCCUCGCCCUCAAGCGCAGGCAGCACGGUGACGAGCAGCCUGAGUUGAACGGAAAGACUUACGCCAUCACUGGCCCGCGUAACAAGUACGACGGCAUUCACGUCCCCGUACACACCCGUCAUUCAAACUUCAAACUUCCCAUGGACACCUCUAAGCCCGUCAUCAUGAUUGGUCCUGGUACCGGUGUCGCUCCCUUCCGCGGCUUCGUCGCUGAGCGCGCUCACCAGGCUUCGGCUUUGGGCAAGACGGUCGGAAAGACUGUUCUCUUCUACGGAUGCAGAAGACGUGAUGAGGACUUCAUGUACGAGGACGAGUGGCCCGAGUACCAGAAAGCCCUCGGCGACAGCUUCGAGAUGAUCACUGCUUUCUCGCGUGAGGACGCUACCAAGAAGACAUACGUCCAGCACCUCUUGUGGGAAAAGGCUGAGGAAGUCGAUGCGUUGUUGAAGCAGGGUGCGUACUUGUACGUCUGCGGUGACGCUGCGCAUAUGGCACGAGAUGUUCAGGCAACGCUCGUGAGGAUCUUUGAGAAGUGUAGGGGUUUGGAGACGAAGAAGGCUGAGGAUUUGGUUAAGCAGAUGAGGAAUGGCGCCAAGUACCAGGAGGAUGUCUGGUCGUAAGCUACGACAGAGGGUUAUACAGGCGGGGAUGGGGGUGC
Molecule: messenger RNA, 2219 nt
Organism: Saitoella complicata NRRL Y-17804
Lineage: Eukaryota; Fungi; Ascomycota; Saitoellomycetes; Saitoellales; Saitoellaceae
Exons: 1
Coding region: 58-2181 (707 amino acids)
Cellular component (GO): cytosol
Molecular function (GO): FMN binding; NADPH-hemoprotein reductase activity; flavin adenine dinucleotide binding
Source: RefSeq, a predicted model, not a curated record